Leptopilina heterotoma is the source of this 1148-nucleotide messenger RNA. RefSeq names its product cytosolic Fe-S cluster assembly factor NUBP1 homolog (gene Nubp1). Gene Ontology annotation, biological process: iron-sulfur cluster assembly. Gene Ontology annotation, cellular component: cytosol. NCBI's taxonomy places the organism in Eukaryota, Metazoa, Arthropoda, Insecta, Hymenoptera, Figitidae. The record is from RefSeq and is a predicted model, not a curated record. The coding region runs from base 79 to 1041 and encodes 320 amino acids. The transcript has 7 exons. Gene Ontology annotation, molecular function: ATP binding; ATP-dependent FeS chaperone activity; 4 iron, 4 sulfur cluster binding.
AAAUUUUUGAACACAACUGUCAAAGCUGGAAUUUCGCGCGCUUCGAUCAGCUGUUGGGCACAUGACAUUUGAUUCAACAUGUCUGACGUGCCUGCAGAAGCCCCAGAACAUUGUCCCGGAACUGAAAGCGAAAGUGCUGGUAAAGGUUCGGCAUGUGCUGGUUGCCCGAAUCAAAGUAUAUGUGCAUCGGGUGCAACAAAGCAAGAAGACCCUGGAAAAGCUCUUGUCAAAGAAAGAUUAUCUUCAGUGAAAAAUAAAAUUCUUAUUCUCUCGGGUAAAGGCGGAGUUGGAAAAAGUACAAUCACCUCUCUUAUAUCUCGAGGUUUGGCUGAUGACAACAUCAACAGAAAUGUCGCAGUGUUGGAUAUAGAUAUCUGUGGACCUUCACAACCGAGAGUUUUGGGCGUUAUUGGAGAACAAGUACAUCAAAGUGGAUCAGGAUGGUCGCCUGUUUUUGUAGAAGAGAAUUUGUCAGUGAUGUCCAUUGGAUUCAUACUUCAAAAUACAGCCGACGCGGUUAUUUGGCGGGGACCGAAGAAAAAUGGUAUGAUAAGACAAUUUCUCUCAGAAGUCGAUUGGGGAGAUUUGGACUAUUUGAUUCUGGACACACCACCCGGAACAUCCGAUGAGCAUUUAUCUGUUUCGACAUAUUUGAAAGAAGUGGGAAUAACCGGAGCUAUUAUAGUUACAACUCCGCAGGAAGUCGCCUUAUUGGAUGUCAGGAAGGAAAUUAAUUUUUGCGAAAAAGUUAGCAUCCCCAUUUUAGGAGUCGUGGAAAAUAUGAGUAUCUUCGUCUGUCCUAAAUGCGAGACGCCUUCAGAAAUAUUUCCCGCACUGACUGGCGGUGGGAAAAAAUUGUCGGAAGAAUUCAAUAUCGAAUUUUUAGGUUCACUACCUUUAGAUCCACUUUUAGCGAGAUGUUGCGAUGAGGGAAAAAAUUUUCUAACCGAAGUUCCGAAUUCUCCAGUGAUACCUGUUUUGAAAUCAAUAGUACAAAAAAUUGUAAAAAAAUGCGAAGCUGCAGAAGAAAAGAGCACAUGAAUUAGAGGAAACAAAGUUUUACACUAAUUUUAAAGAGUUUUUUAAUUUUUUAAACUUGCAAUGUGAUUAUUUGUUGAAAUACAUGAUAAAAGUUUACUAUUUUGAUA